AUGGCGCCCGCAGCGUCCCCAUCUGAACGUGAACGUGUCGGUCCGCAUCCGUCGUAUAUUGAAAUCGCAAAGCCGUACAUUUUGCAGUCGCGCAUACAACGAUGCCUCGCCGACGUACACAUGAGCGAUGCAAAAGAGGAUUCAGUGCGCCUUCAAGGCGUAACCUGGAUUGACCAGGUCCGGCGAGCGCUGCAGUUGCCCAUUCGCACUUUCAACACGGCCGUCAUCUACUACCACAAGUUCCGGCUGCUACAUGGAGACAACGAGUACAACUGGGCCGAUGCGGCGGCGGCAGCCCUCUUCACAGCGUGUAAGAUUGAGGACACGUUGAAGAAAAGCAAAGAGAUACUUUGUGCACAUUGGAAUCUCAAGGUCAGCCCGGCGGAUAGCCUGAGCAGCGACGAUCCACGCUUUGAAAACCACUCCAAGCUCAUCAUUGGGCUUGAGCGACUCAUGCUCGAAAGCGCUGGUUUCGACUUCCGCAACCGAUACCCCCAAAAGCUCAUGGUCAAACUCGCGCGAGCCCUCCAAUUUGACGUGAAUAAUCAGGCCAAAACGGCGUGGAAUCUCAGCAUCGAUCUCUACCGUACCUUUGCACCACUCAAACAAACCUCGCCUACUCUGGCCAUUGCUUGUAUCGAGCUCGCAGCGAGACUGCAUGGAAUGGAUGCCACCCGCUACGUCGACACGGGGGAAGUGCGAUACAGCAAGUGGGCCACUACCAGAGCAGAGGUCAUGGAAACGCUACUUGAUCUUCUAGACUUAUACACACACCACCGUGGGUUAACCUCCGUUGGUCCACUGUACACACUCGAACACUUCAUCAGUAUCCGCAUUGCUCUCAACCAGGAGGCCGCUGCUGCUCACAUCCCUCGCUAUACCCUCUACGCAUCCGAAGCUGCUUCUGGCGCCGAGAGUACCGGAAAUGGCGUCAAGCCUCGCAACGGCAUCGAUCCGACAAGCCCGCUCACGCCUGCGACGCCGGGAACAGGAUCACCUGGCAUGCACCAACCGCCCAGAUCAGCCAUUGGUGUACGUGGCCAAGAUGGUACAGUACGCUUCAUGCUCGAUGCCGCUCGCGCCCGCGAUGAACGAGCAGAAGUCGAUAAAUACCACAGGGUAGAGGAGGAGGAAUACGAGAUCGAAGUACCGAUUGACCACCGCUCUGAUGAACGAGAAAGAGAUCGACCACGGAUUGGAAGAGUUUCUGUAAGCUAUAAGAAUAGCUGGAAUACUGAUAAUGUCGCGGAUAGUGACUACAGUACGCACGAUACGACUGAGCUAGGCAGAGAAGAAUACUGGCAGAGGUAUCAUCAGCGUCGGGCUGACCCUUCCACAAACCCUGGCGCCAAUCAUGACAGCAGAAACGUUGACCGUUCCAAAGACAACGACAUCGAAAACGAGGCUGGUAAGAAAUUUAUUUUGGAGACACAAUCUCACUCUCGCAAGUCUUCUGUCGACUCGAUCCGCAUUCGCUCACCCCAGCACCAGAACCGUGGCAAGGACGUACGACAAGAGGCUAAGACACACAGUCUACCUACGCGCAAUGGUCAACAUGGUGGAAGGGAGGGUCCACGCUUUGCAUCCAGCUUGAAUACCCACAAUACCAUCGGCCACUCUCUACGUGUACGAUCCGUCAACCAACCUGAAGACGACUUGGACACCGCACUCCCCGAAGACGAACAAUAUGCCUAUUAUUGGCAAGAUGACCGCCAUCCUGAUAUCUCCCACCAAGAUGUCACGAUGUCAGGAUAUACUCCCGAUGACCGACAGCCCACACCUUCUUCUUCUCCCUCUCCAUCUCCCACUCCUCCUCCACCCGAAUUUCGACCUCCCCUCACCCCGCGCCGAAAUCAGCCAGACAUCUUCUGUCAGCAGGAGGACCGAACCCCCGCGCAAUUUGCCCAUCACCACCGCCAUCAUCACCACCCCCGCGACCACACCACAGAAGCAAAGCCUCCAUCAAUAUCAACCUUUCGUCCUAACCCCUUCGCAAACCCACAUCCACCACACCCGCCACCCCCGCAGCCUACGCAGCCCACGCAGCCCCCGCGCCAAAUCCCCCGUCCCACCAUAGCUCACAGCAAUCAGCAACAACUCGCAACAACACAACCCACCAACACUAGCAACUACAAGCUACCCACGCCAUCAUGGGAGGCCACUCCACCGCCCAUGACGAGGUUCGAGAAGAGGCGGCGAAGGAAAGAGCAGAGGAUGAUUGCGCAUGAAGCGCGGUUGAGGGCCAUGGAGGCGAGAUUGAGAGCUGAGGGAGCGGGGUUGGUCGCGCCUACGCUUGUGUCGAUGUUUGUACCGGCGGUUGCGCCUGUGCCUGCUGCUUCGGGUCAGACAAGGCAUGAGGGGUCAGGUCGUGGUUAUGGGAGGGGAAGCGGUGGUGGUCAGGAAGGGCGUGCGGGCGUGGGGAGUUAUGGUGGAAGCGCUGGUGGUCGAGAAAGAGGUGUAGCAAGGGGUACAACUUCCUACGACCGAGGUAGAGGUCGUCCUGCCGAAAGUAGGUUCUCUGCUUCUGUUGGAAUGUCUGCUCGCGCUCCUGUUGCUGCUCCUGCUCCUACUUCUACUCCUGCUCGUGUGCCAUCGUCUCUCCCUGCGUGGCGCCGCGUAUUUGCUAGUAGUGGUAGUACUGGUGCUGGCGGCGGUCAAGCUAAAUGA
This is a messenger RNA of Plenodomus lingam JN3, 2667 nucleotides long. RefSeq lists its product as uncharacterized. Gene Ontology annotation, cellular component: nucleus; cyclin/CDK positive transcription elongation factor complex. Gene Ontology annotation, molecular function: cyclin-dependent protein serine/threonine kinase activator activity. NCBI's taxonomy places the organism in Eukaryota, Fungi, Ascomycota, Dothideomycetes, Pleosporales, Leptosphaeriaceae. Gene Ontology annotation, biological process: positive regulation of DNA-templated transcription, elongation; regulation of transcription by RNA polymerase II. The record is from RefSeq and is a predicted model, not a curated record.